Molecule: messenger RNA, 3282 nt
Organism: Siniperca chuatsi (mandarin fish)
Lineage: Eukaryota; Metazoa; Chordata; Actinopteri; Centrarchiformes; Sinipercidae
Gene: fkbp8
Product: FKBP prolyl isomerase 8
Exons: 9
Coding region: 513-1733 (406 amino acids)
Molecular function (GO): peptidyl-prolyl cis-trans isomerase activity; protein binding
Source: RefSeq, a predicted model, not a curated record
GAGCUCAAGGUUAACAGGAAGCAGCUUGUUUGGAUGCGCUAGAGACCGCGACGAAGUCAGUUUGCUGUUGUAUAUUCAGCAACACAUUCAGGUCAUAUAGGUAUCGUGCUCCCCAACAGCAAACAGACUUCACCAUUGUAAAUUGGAGUGGAGCUUACCGGGGACCAAAACAAGCCUCUACAUAGAUAGCGAUUGAAGGUAAGGUUCCAUUUAUUUUGAUAAAUGGGUUUAUCACAUAUGACACUCUGACUGACUCACUCUCUCUGGAGUCGAUGUAAGCAGUGGUUCAUUGCAAGACAAGAUAAAAACACUUAGUGUUCACUAACAUUAGCUAGCUAACUGUUAAUGCUAGUUUGCUGUUGUCAACUUCUUCGGCUAACGUCUGUUAGCAUUAGCCUGCUACCCGUUUGAAGAGACUUGUCAGAAACUUCUGGAAACGUGUGGCUAGCUUGGCUACGUUACUGUUGUUCAGAAUAUCCUCUUGUGCCAAAACAGUUAACAGUACUCUACUAAUGACUGAAAAAGAGGAGACUAUGGACGCCUCUGAUAGCCAUGACAGUGCGCCAUCAGCAAAGAAGAAUGGACGAACCUCGCUGCUGGACAGCGGGGAGGACUUUGAGGUUUUAGAUGAAGAAGACAUUGACGACGAACCCCCUCCUCUGGAAGAUGCCGGGGGUGGGAAGGGGAAAAACACAGAUGAGUCUGAAAAGACAAAUGCAGACACAGAUCCCGACCCUCUAGGUCCGGUGGAAGAAUGGCUGGAUGUAUUAGGUAAUGACCAACUGAAGAAAAAAGUCCUGGAGGCAGGGGAAGGGCGAGACAGUAGGCCGCAGAAAGGACAAAAUGUAAAGAUUAAUCUUAAAACAUACCUGAAGGACGGGACACUUGUAGAAGAGCAGCCUGACCUCUCUUUCACUCUUGGAGAUGGGGAUGUCUUCCAGGCUCUGGAUCUCACAGUGCAGCUCAUGGAAAUGGGAGAGAAGGCCCUCAUCCAGACUGAUGCAAAAUAUGCAUAUGGUGCCCGGGGGAGUCUUGAACCUGAGGUUCCCCCCAAUGCUGAGCUGUCCCUAGAAGUGGAACUACUGGAAGCUACUGAUGCCCCAGACCUGGAGCUGCUGACCCCUGCAGAAAAGAUUGCCCUGGCCAGCCGUAAAAGAGAGCGAGGCAAUGUUCAGUAUCAGCGUGGGGACUACGCUUUCGCUGUCAACUCAUACAGCAUUGCCCUGCAGAUAACAGAGUCUAGUUCUAAAGUUGACAUUAGUCCUGAGGAGGAGAAUGAGCUGAUAGAUGUAAAAGUGAAGUGUUUAAACAACAUGGCUGCUUCUCAGCUGAAACUGGACCACUAUGAUGCAGCACUUAAAUCUUGUGUCUCAGCACUGGCACACCAGCCAGACAACAUAAAAGCACUUUUCCGCAUGGGCAAGGUACUUGCCCUGCAAGGUGAAUACACAGAAGCCAUUCAAACUUUGAGGAAGGCACUGAAGUUGGAACCAAGCAACAAGACUAUCCACGCAGAGCUCUCCAAGCUGGUGAAGAAGAACUCUGAGCAGAGAGGAGCAGAGCAGGCCAUGUAUAAGAAGAUGCUGGGUAACCCUGCUAGUAGUAGCAGCAGCAGCACACAGAAACACCGGGCCAAGUCUUCAUGGGGUCUCAGCUGGAAGUGGCUAUUUGGUGCCACUGCAGUAGCCAUUGGCGGUGUCGCAUUAUCUGUUGUGAUAGCUGCUAGAAACUGAACCAAGCCUGUAGCGAUGGCCUGACCAAGCCACUGCAAUGUGAGAGCCUAAACACAGAAGCACAUCUAGGCAGUGCCUUCUGGCCUUUGGUCAAAGGAGGUGGAAAUGUCAGUCGGUCAGUUGCCUCUUCACUGUCACUCUCCUUUCUCUGCUAUGUUUGAGAACAAUAUGUGACAAAUAAUAAAACAUCAAUAUUUGCAUAUGGGAACUCUUAUUUCCAAACUUAGAAAUGUGUAGGUUUAUGCAUAUCCGUCACGUUGCCAGACACUGUUUUCUUUUGCUGCCAUUGUUUUUGUCUUUCUUAGUUAAUGUUGGAAAUUAAUUAUUUAAGCAUUGAAAUAAAACAUAGUUUACCAUAGAUUGAGAUAGCAGCUAUUUAAAAAUUAUUAUUAUUGUGAUAUGGUCCUAUGUUAUGCUAUAGUUUUAAAGCGUCAGACUGUUCAGUUAAAUUUAUAUUUCCUAUCCAAGCAUAUGUGAUUUCACUGUGUUUUGAUUAUAGUUACAAUGUUUAAUGUCCACUGGUGUAAUGCAGAUGCUUUAUUAUUUGAGGUCCACAUGAUGGCUAGGUACCUGGCUUGUGUGCUAGGUCGCACACCCUUUCUAUAGACUCUACUCAUACACUAAGUGACCAGAAAAAUAGAAACACGUGUACAAUGUGAUGCAAUACAGCAAUCGCUUUAUGUUCAUACUGUUUAUGGUGCCAAUUGAGGCUGGAGUUUGUUUUGAUGUUAUACUGAAAGGUGUCUAAAAUUAUAUCCACCUCAUUAACAAAUAUGGAGGAGCAAAAAUAUACACCUUACAACAUAAUGCAGUUAAAUAAAAUACAACAAACUGCAGCCUCAAAAAGUACCAUGGAAUUGAAUCAACGCCUAUCGGACACAGCGUCGACAGUAACAAACAAAAAUAAUACAAUUUCACAAAGGUGGUUUAUACAUAUACAUGGCUGUGUAUUGGAUGGAAAUUCAAUGCUGGAGGGUUUCAAAUUUCCGGUUCUCUUGUGUAUACAUGCUUUAAAGCAUCAGGUAAAGUAGAUAUACUGUACUUUUGUUUCAACAUUUGAACAAUGACUAAUUUCCUAAUAGAGGUGCAGUUAUUACCUUUUUAAAAUAAGGACAGAGAAUGGUACACAGAGUUACUCAGUGAUGUGGCUAUGAAUAAUGCUGAAGGAGAGUUUAUUUUUAUUCAGUUUCAGUCAAUUAUACCUCAAUUUGUGAUGAUUAAGACGUGAAGGAUGACCCUUCAAGUACAGUGUUGGGUGUAUAUGUUUUUUUUUUUCUCCCCUAUAUUUUUUGCCUGUGAAGUUUUCCUUUAAUUAUGUUCCUUUGGGUGUUUAUUUAUUCCACGGUUUUUGAUCACUUCUUACAUAUAUUGCAUAAUUAUGAAGCCACUUAAUCUGUGGCUUUUUCAGAGUAGAUGGUAGGCCUGCGGGGCCAAAAGUUGCAUAAACUCUUUAACAGCUGGUGACAAAUGAAGUGGUCACAAAAGUUCCUGGCAUUCCCUGCAUUUGUUAAUUUUAUAUUCAUCACAAUAAAAUGUGUCUGUUAUCAAA